Kockovaella imperatae is the source of this 969-nucleotide messenger RNA. Its product is annotated as RmlC-like cupin domain-containing protein. The transcript has 4 exons. Bases 1 to 969 code for a protein of 322 amino acids. Lineage: Eukaryota; Fungi; Basidiomycota; Tremellomycetes; Tremellales; Cuniculitremaceae. The record is from RefSeq and is a predicted model, not a curated record.
AUGUCGUCCUCUGCCACUGCCAAUGUCAAUGCCACCGUGACAGGUCCCAGCUCAUCAAGCUUCUCUGGUCCCUCGCGUUCUGUCCUCAAGAAUGUUUACGCGGAUGAAGUAUCCGAAGGAAUCGGGGCUCGCGUCCGGAGGAGUAUAGGGUCACGAUCUCUUCGAAACUUGUCGCCAUUCCUCAUGCUCGAUCACUUCAUGAUACCGAAAGGUGCGGGAUUCGGAGACCAUCCUCAUAGAGGACAGACGACCGUGACGUACAUCUUGGAAGGGGCAAGCGAACACGAAGAUAGUAUGGGCAAUCGAGGAACACUCCGUCCUGGCGACGUUCAAUGGAUGACGGCGGGCCGAGGCGUAGUGCACGCCGAGAUGCCUCUGUUCGACCCUGACUCAGCUAAAGCCGUACCGACUCGUGGAUUUCAACUGUGGAUAGACCGACCACAAGCUCAGAAGUUUAUCGAACCGAGCUAUCAAGAGAAGAAAGCGGCAGAUAUACCUACAGUGAAACGAGAUGGAUACGAGAUCAGCAUCAUCUCUGGUGAAUCUCACGAUGUCAAGGGAUUCGUUAGGCCAGUCGGAGGCUGUUGGUAUUUUGACGUUAAACUCUCUAAACCUGGCGUCAAAAUCCAUCAACCACUUCCAAAAGGAUGGACAGCUUUCUCUGGUCAAUUGCAAAUCGGGGACGAGCCUUUCCCGUAUGACCCAUACAACUUGCUCGUUCUAUCCCCGGAUGAAUCUGGAGUCACCCUUACCCGGCCUGAGAAAUACUCCAAUGGUGCGGCAGUAGAUGAGGAGACCAAGUUCAUCCUCGUCGCGGGUGAACCUUUGAACCAGCGAAUCGUCCAAUACGGUCCGUUUGUCGUCAAUACCGCUCAGCAGGUCCAAGAUGCGUUUGAAGAUUUCCAAGAGGGGAAGAAUGGAUUCGAAUCUGCGAAAGGGUGGAGCAGCGAGAUUGCAAAGCACAUGUAA